UUGGGGGGGUGACUGUACUCUGCGAUGCGAGUCGAGACGGAUUGUGUGGAAUGUGUAUUGCAAUUCAAACAAACGCGUGACACAUCUCUGCUGUCGCUGCUCAUGGAGUAUAUUUGAGAUGGCAUCACGUUACCUCAGUGUUAUUUCUUGCUUUUCCAUUUUGGAUUAAGUCCGCACCCAUUCACUGUCUGGGGUAGACCAAAGGCGACAGUCGAAGUUUCUCGUGGCGACGAAUGCAUUGAAUAGGCCAAAUCAAGUGAGUGUUUUAACAGCAUCACCUCCCCUUCUGUACAGUGCACACUCACCGUCAUCAUGUUGGAUGCAUUUGGGCAGCGAAGUGUCUCCGUCCUUGUCACAAACCAGGACCUACAGAUCAAACCAGCAGAGGAUAAAGGCAUUGGGAUGGAUCAUGGAAUUGGCAGGAGAUUCUGCGACUUGACCGGACAGGCACUGUCCAAGCGGAAACUUUUAGUCGGCUUAGAUCUUCUGUGUCUAUUACUUGCUUCCAUCCCGUUCCUCACGUGUGAGCUAAAUGCGGUGAGACCCCACCGAACCGGCUUCAUGUGUGGAGACCCCAGCAUCACCUACCCUUACAACCACCAGGAGGUGGUGUCCGACACACUGCUCAUCGCGGGAGGCAUCUUCAUCACCACGCUCACUAUCGUCAUUGGCGAGUGCUUCCGCGUGCGCUUCCUGGGCAUCAGCUCGCGGUCGUUCGUCAGGAACCUGUACGUCUCCCGUCUCUACAAGGAGCUCGGAGGCUUCCUGUUUGGCUGCUUCGUCGGCCAAUCGCUGACCAACAUGGCCAAGCUGAGUGUGGGGCGGCUGCGGCCCCACUUCCUGGCGGUGUGCGGCGUCACCUACGCCUCGCUCAACUGCACGCCCGGGACCUACGUGGCGAGCGUGAGCUGCCACAACAGCACCCACCCGUGGAAGAGGGUGGAGGAGGCCAGGAAGUCCUUCUUCUCGGGCCACGCCUCCUUCGCCAUGUACACCGCCCUCUACCUCGCGUUCUACCUGCAGGCACGGCUGCGGUGGAGCGGGGCGCGGCUGCUGAGGCCUCUGCUCCAGUCCCUCCUGGUGCUGCUGGCCGUGUACACGGGCCUGACCCGCGUCUCCGACCACCGCCACCACGCCACCGACGUGCUGACGGGCUACGCGCAGGGAGCGCUCACCGCCUACUGGGUGGCGUUCCAUGUGUCCUCCAUGUUCAAAAGCUCCAGACGUGUGUUAUCGUCCGCCCUCUCCCCUCUGUCAGCCCACCACACCAUCUGUUAGAGCACACGUCCACACACUCAUAACGGGGGGCGUGUCCAUGCACAUGCAUCUUCAGCUCACUGCAGACGACCAGGAUUGUCUUUAUGUCCUAGAUUCUCCACGAUGGACACUGAGGCAAUGGCCUUGGUGGAAAACAAAUGAAAUGGGCUGGAACUCUGGCACGGCGCAGUCACUGUUUAGGUCCAGCCUGGGUUGGUUUUUUGCAAAAUCCCACGAGAAUCCUGAACGCUACGUGUUCUCCGACUUCCACUGAGCUCUCUGCAGCCCUGUUACAACUAUUUUUACGCCUGUUUUUUGUGAAGAAAAUUUCCUGUAAACGGUGGGUGAAAUGUGCUACAUGGACAGAGGGGAUUACUAGAAGGUCCUUUACAGGUUCCUUACGGACCUUGAACAGGUUUGGUUCCUGUGGUUUAAUAAGGGUUUAUUGAUAGAAUGUAGUUACAUUUAAAAGGGUUCAAAUCACUCACCAUUUGCUGUGACAGAAAAACAGGCCAACACACAAUGUGUUGAUGGAGCUUAAAUGUAAACUGAUUGUGCACAUUAUGUAUUUUUACAUUGACAUUAUCCACAAGUACGAGGAAACGCUAAAUAAUGUAAUACAUAUAAACUCAUUUUUAAAAGUUGCAUCUUACAGAUAAGCAAUAAUAAGUAAGUUGAUAAGUCGAGUUUGCACUGAUCUGUGUGAAUGUAAGUAUACUAAAGGAUGUGAUGUACUAACAGCGUAGAUGCAAGUCAUUCUGAGGGUAUAUACCAUGAUUCAUGUAUAUAUUAUAUAUAACAAGAGUUUCACGUAGGUCACUCUAACAGAAUUAUAAAGUCCAUGUAAAUAAUCCAAGCGUUGUAAAAUUUGUAAUCCAUGUUUGUAGAAUAUAUUUGUGUCAGUUACCUCUCCGUUGCUCCGAUCCAACAGGGCAUUAAAGGCAGCAGUGAUUUUUUAUAGU
Molecule: messenger RNA, 2219 nt
Organism: Gadus chalcogrammus (walleye pollock)
Lineage: Eukaryota; Metazoa; Chordata; Actinopteri; Gadiformes; Gadidae
Gene: ppap2d
Product: phosphatidic acid phosphatase type 2D
Exons: 6
Coding region: 313-1278 (321 amino acids)
Biological process (GO): phospholipid dephosphorylation; signal transduction; phospholipid metabolic process
Molecular function (GO): phosphatidate phosphatase activity
Source: RefSeq, a predicted model, not a curated record